UUAAUGCAUAUCUUAAUGCAAUUCAGAUUGCCAGAGGCAGAACGACGAGGCUAUAAGAAUGUAUUUGAUGCACUUAUUAGGAUUACAAGAGAAGAAGGUGUUUUAACUUUAUGGAGAGGAUGUCUUCCAACUGUUGGGAGAGCAAUGGUUGUUAAUGCUGCUCAGUUAGCUUCCUAUUCUCAAGCAAAACAAUUGCUUAUGUCGACAGGUUAUUUUAAAGACAACAUUAUGUGCCAUUUUGCCUCUAGUAUGAUCAGCGGUUUAAUAACUACUGCUGCUUCAAUGCCUGUUGAUAUUGCCAAAACCAGGAUACAAAAUAUGAAAAUGAUUGAUGGUGUUCCUGAAUAUCGAGGAGCAGCUGACGUUCUAAUAAAGGUUAUAAAGAAUGAAGGAUUUUUCAGCUUGUGGAAAGGAUUCACUCCAUAUUAUGCUAGACUUGGCCCUCACACAGUCCUUACUUUCAUAUUUUUAGAGCAAAUGAAUCAGUAUUAUAAGUUCUAUGUUUUGGGAGAUACAACAUCUGGUGGGGGUGGACUUUAAUUUAAGAGAAUUUUUAUGAUAUUAUGUAUAUUUUCCUAUGAUUUGUAUUAUCUUAUUUACAGAUUUGAAAAGCAUAGGGAAAUAAAAGCCUUUCAAUCAAAAUGAAAAUUCAUGAAACUAUUUUUAUGUAGUUCUACUUAGGAAUGAUGUUCAAAAUUGGUAUAUUGUAAAUAUAUGAUCAAAAACCUAAAUUGUUUAAUAAUAUGUGUGUCAUAUGUCAGUUGUUAUAUGUUUUGAAAAAAUUAAUAUAAACUGUAAAUUGUACUAUCGAAUGGAUUAAUUUACUUGUUAAUAUAUGAAUGAAAGUGCUUUGUGUAAUGCUUUUUUGUUAAAAAAUUUAUAACACAAAUUUGAAAUUUUAUGUGUUAAGUAGUCAAGACAAUUAUUAUAAGGAGAAACUAUUUUAAAUUGCAUACAUAUAUUGUAAAAUAGUUUGUGUAAUUAAUAUGUCAACUAACUCUUUGCAUGAUGGUUUAUUGUAAGAGCUUUAAAUCAUUUCCUUAAGUUUACUACAGUUUAAUCUGUGAAAAAAACAACUUUUAAUUUGCAUUUGGGCAAUAAUUAUUCAUUGUUAAAAAAGGGCAAAAUGUUGUUUAAAUAGAUUAGAUGAAGCAUCUAUGAUUUAAAAAAAAACUGUGAUUAAGAUAUUAUUGAUGAAAGAGGGAAACCAAGUUGUUAAGCCUUAAAAAUUGUAACAAAUUUAAUAUUUAAUACAGCAAGUAAAAUUAACUAAAAAUUAAAUAUACGUAAUCAUGGCUAUCGUGUAUAUCAUAUAUCAUUUAUAGGCAACUAAUGAAUUUAUUUCUUUUGAGGAACAAAUUUUAAUCAGUUCUUUAAAAAUUAAUUUGAAUAUUUACUAUUUUGUGAAACUGCCAUUUCCACAUUAUCUCAUUUAAUUUAUAUUUGCUAAAAAUAGUAUGUGCCUUAUUUUAAAACUUAAUGGCGAUGCUUUUUCAGAACUGUUUCUGAGGUUUUGUAUUUUUACAAAGUGUGUCGCCUUGAUUUAUUUUAUAAUUUAGAAUAAUAUUUAUUCAUUUAUCACUAACUUGAGCUUAAAUAUUGAAAUAAAUGUCAACUAUUUUAAAUGGUAGUUCAAGUCAGAGAGCUGGUAUUCUUCAAUCAAUCAAGUAUUCUUUUAGAAUGCAUUAAAAAAAUAAGUAGAAUUUAUUUUAGUUAUAUUUAAAAAGUAUUUUCAAUAGUGUUUUAAUUAAAAGUUUUUGUUUUUUGCCUCUGAUAAUUUCUUUAUGUAUUUCAAGGUAUAUAAAGAAUCUGUUAUUUUCUCAUUACUUUAAAUGUAAUAUUUACUCCUACGUUUGCAAAAAUUGAUGAACAUCUGCAUUUAAUUGUGUAAAGUAGGGUAGUAAACUGAAACUAAAAACUAGUCCAAGCAGAAUUUUUUAUGGGUAGCCUAGUUUAUCUAAUUAUCACAUUUUGAAAUUAUGUUGAUCAAAUCAAGCACAAUUAUUUGUAUAAAAUUUUAGAGAAAUGUUAUUCAUAUGAUUAUAAAUAAAAUUUGUUUUGUUAAAA
This is a messenger RNA of Stegodyphus dumicola, 2067 nucleotides long. RefSeq names its product mitochondrial 2-oxoglutarate/malate carrier protein-like. Lineage: Eukaryota; Metazoa; Arthropoda; Arachnida; Araneae; Eresidae. The record is from RefSeq and is a predicted model, not a curated record.